GGCUGGGGACGGGGUGGGGGUCGGGGUCGGGCCCGUUCAGCCGCCAUGAAGCGGGACGUGCGCAUCUUGCUCCUGGGCGAGGCCCAGGUGGGAAAGACGUCGCUGAUCCUGUCGCUCGUGGGCGAGGAGUUCCCCGCGGAGGUCCCUCCCCGCGCCGAGGAGAUCACCAUCCCCGCAGACGUCACCCCGGAGAGGGUGCCCACGCACAUCGUGGACUACUCAGAAGCCGAGCAGACGCCGGAGGAGCUCCGGGACGAGAUUCACAAGGCAGAUGUGGUGUGUAUGGUGUACGACGCGUCUGAGGAGGCCACCAUUGAGAAGAUACGAACUAAGUGGAUCCCACUGGUGAAUGGGGAGACCAAUAAAGGUUCCAGAGUCCCCAUCAUCCUGGCAGGCAACAAGUCAGACCUGCGGCCAGGGGGCUCGAUGGGGGCUGUGCUGCCCGUCAUGAACCAGUUCCCUGAGAUUGAGACAUGUGUGCAGUGCUCUGCCAAGAACCUGAGGAACGUCUCGGAGCUGUUCUACUACGCGCAGAAAGCCGUGCUGCACCCCACAGCCCCGCUCUACGACCCAGAGGCCAAGCAGCUGAGGCCCGCGUGUGUCCAAGCCCUCACACGUAUCUUCAGACUCUUGGACCAGGAUUUGGACCAGGCGCUCAGUGAUGAGGAGCUCAACACCUUCCAGAAAUCCUGCUUUGGGCACCCGCUGGCCCCUCAGGCCUUGGAGGAUGUGAAGACAGUGGUGUGCAAGAACGUGGCCGGAGGCGUGCGGGAUGACCGGCUGACCCUGGACGGCUUUCUGUUUUUGAACACGCUGUUCAUCCAGCGGGGCCGUCACGAGACCACAUGGACCAUCCUACGGCGCUUUGGUUAUGGGGACACACUGGUGCUGACCCCGGACUACCUUGUCCCGCCGCUCCACGUGCCCCCCGGCUGCAGCACCGAGCUCAACCAUUUUGGGUACCAGUUCGUGCAGAGGGUGUUUGAGAAGCAUGACCGGGACCGCGAUGGCUGCCUCUCGCCUGCAGAGCUGGACAGCUUCUUCAGCGUGUUCCCCGCUACCCCGUGGGGCCCACAGCUGCCUCUUGAGGUCUGCACCGAGGCGGGCCGGCUGUCUUUGCAUGGGUACCUCUGCCAGUGGACCCUGGUGGCCUACAUGGACGUCCGGCGUUGCCUCGAGCACCUUGGCUACUUGGGCUACCCCACGCUCUGCGAGCAGGACUCGCAGGCCCACGCCAUCUCAGUCACUCGUGAGAAGAGGCUGGACCAGGAGAAGGGGCAGACGCAAAGGAACGUUCUCUUGUGCAAGGUGGUGGGGGCCCGCGGAGUGGGCAAGUCCGCAUUCCUGCAGGCCUUUCUCGGCCGCAGCCUGGGGGACACCAGGGAGCCCGUGGAGGGACAAGCCGUCUAUGCCAUCAACACGGUGCAGGUCAACGGGCAGGAGAAGUACCUGAUACUGUGCGAGGUGAGUGCGGACAGCCUGCUGGCCACGGCACCUGAUGCCACCUGUGACGUGGCCUGCUUGGUGUUUGACGGCAGCGACCCCGGGUCCUUUGCACCUUGUGCCAGUGUCUACAAGCGCCACUACAUGGACGGGCAGACCCCUUGCCUCUUUGUCUCCUCUAAGGCCGACCUGCCCGAAGGCAUCUCUCCGCCCGGCCUGUCCCCUGCAGAGUUCUGCCGCAGACACCGGCUGCCCGCCCCGGCCCUGUUCUCGUGUGUGGGUCCGGCUAAGCCCAGCACUGCUGUGUUCACCCGGCUCGCUGCUAUGGCCGCUUUCCCACACCUGGUCGACGGGGAGCUGCACACCACCUCCUUCUGGCUGCGGGUGACACUGGGGGCCAUUGGGGCUGCUGUCACUGCUGUCCUCAGCUUCUCACUCUACAGGGCCCUGGUGAAGAGCCGGUGAGGCCACCAGGGUACUGGUGUGGGGGCCACCUGCUCGCGGGGUCUUCCUUCUGUCUCAGCUGGGCUUCUGGGACACUGUCCACUGGCCUUCCUGAGCCCCAGGGACAGGCCCCCCCAGUCCUGGCAGCCUGUGUUCCUACCCAGCUGCAGAUACCAGGCACCACCCGGUUGGGGUAUCACAUGUUGGAGGGACUGGGCGUCCUGGGUGAGGAAGCAGGAACCCCAGACCCACGUGUUCUCCGGGUGGCAUGAAGGGGGUCAGAAGACUGAACUCUGGGCCAAAGGUGGGGGCGGGGGAAGGACAUGGUUGAGCAUCUCAGGGCCUCUCACACUCCUCCCGGAAGACAUGAAGUGGGGUCCCCUGAUUAAACUUCACUUAUAUCUUUUGCA
Molecule: messenger RNA, 2297 nt
Organism: Neogale vison (American mink)
Lineage: Eukaryota; Metazoa; Chordata; Mammalia; Carnivora; Mustelidae
Gene: RHOT2
Product: ras homolog family member T2
Exons: 19
Coding region: 46-1908 (620 amino acids)
Biological process (GO): regulation of mitochondrion organization; mitochondrion organization; small GTPase-mediated signal transduction
Cellular component (GO): mitochondrial outer membrane
Molecular function (GO): GTP binding; calcium ion binding; GTPase activity
Source: RefSeq, a predicted model, not a curated record